ACGUGUAGUUGAGUACACGUGUGUGUGUGUACACACGUGUAGUUGAGUACACGUGUGUGUGUGUACACACGUGUAGUUGAGUACACGUGUGCCCUGUGUAUGCAUAUGCACUCGCGUGUGUUUGUGUGUAUGCGUAAUAAUUGCGUGUGCAUAACUUGAACACACUUUUGUAUCAGCGCUCUGACCGCAAUACACUUCAACCACAUGCUGGUGAAGCAUUGUCAACGUCAGAUCUUGAAGUUACGAGAGAGAAGGAGAGAAGGGGAGAGCGCGCGUCACACAGGGCGCACGGGUGGAGGAGGAGAGGGGAUCCAUGGACGGGUCCGGGAUGGUUCUGACGGGACCCGAACCGAUCUUGGCGCAACUGCAGCCCGUCAAGGUCCUGCCAGAUGACCUGGCCGGCCUGGCGGGACUGCCCGGUGGGUGUCCCGAUGACGCGCCCGUCUUCGAGGAACUGAAGAGCCCCACUGCCAAGAUGAUGCUCCACGCGAGCGAGGGCGGAGACCUCGCGCAGACGAGGACGGAGAUGGAGCGCUACCUCUCCCCGGAAGCAUUCCUCUUCAUCACCACCACCACCACCGCAACCACCGCGGCCACCGCCUCCACCACCGCCAUCCCCGGCAUGGCCGCCGCCGCUGACUGCGCCAACCCGGGCCACAAAUACCGGCGCGACAGCGCCUCGGUGGUGGACGAAUUCUUUGAGGAACAAACCUGCGACCCCACUGUGGGCCACCACCACCACCAGCAUCACCACCACCAGCACCACCACCACCAGCACCAGCAGCAGCAGCAGUUCUCCUCCAACGUGAGCGUCGCUCAGGACCUGAGGCACCUGCGCAUGGGGCUCUACCGCAGCGGGCACCGCUUGCCAGCCACGUCGCCCGUGUCCUCGAAAGGCGGCGGCGGCGGCGGCGGUGGGGUGGUGGCGCCUCCAGGGGCCCCGCCACCGCAGCCGUUGUCCGCUCACAGUGGCGGUGACGGCGACGGCGCGAGCAGCAUCGUCAGCAAUGGUCACCGACUGCCCCAGUUCAGCCAGGUGUUCAGCACUCCGCAAGCGGUGGUGGUGAGCAACACCCUGGGCACCUUCAUCAAACAGGAGCCCGGCGAGGACGUCGCCAAAACCAUCACCACCACUAGCAGCAGCAGCAGUGGAAUCAACAGCAGAGGCAACAGCGGCAUCAAAAUCGAUAGCAGCAUCAGCGGCAGCAGCGGUGGCGGUGUCGGAGGGCAUCUGCACGUGAACCUCCUGCCCGUGAGCACGUCCGCGUGCGCGGCACGGGCCCCGCAGAGCCCCCUCGUGCUGACCCCAUGCUCCCCGCAGCCGCUUCUCUCGUACCCCUCCCUGCACGGCGCCUUCGCCUCCUCCACCUCCACCGUGGACGCGUCGGCCCUGGGCGGAGGCUUCCUCACCAUCACCGACCUCUCCCCGGGCGGGAGCGGCGGAGUCGGGGGCACUCAACGUGGCGGCGUCUCCGUGGGCGGGGUCGCGAUGACCUCUCACCUGACCCCCGGCUCGCGCUGGCAGCCGCUGCUCUACCCCUACCCGGGGUGCCAGGCCUCGCCCUACCUGCCCCCGUCGCCGCCCAGCUCGCAGCCGGGCAGCCCCGACGGGGUGGCCGCCCUGCCGCAGCCCAAGCAGCCGCACCACCCGGCAGACCUGCGCAUCACCGUGCUGUCGUCGGCGCAACCCCCGCCGCCCUACUCGGUGGCGGUGGCCACCAAGGGGGUACAGCAGCAGGGCGGCUCCUCCUCCUCCUCCUCGUCGGCGGCGGCGGCGGCAGUAGCAGCCAUGGGCCAGGUCAUAACCAAGUACAACCGCAGGAACAACCCCGAGCUGGAAAAGAGACGCAUCCACCACUGUGACUUUCCAGAGUGCACAAAGGUAUAUACAAAAAGCUCACAUCUCAAGGCUCACCAGAGAACCCACACAGGUGAGAAGCCCUACCGCUGCACGUGGGAGGGCUGCGACUGGCGGUUCGCGCGCUCGGACGAGCUCACGCGGCACUACCGCAAGCACACGGGUGCCAAGCCCUUCCAGUGCCACGUGUGUAGCCGCUCCUUCUCCCGCUCGGACCACCUCGCCCUGCACAUGAAGAGACACCAAAACUAGGAGACCCUCUUCUACUCCACCACCACUAUUCCUCUCGGCAUCAUCAUCGGUAUCAUUAGCAGCAGCAUCGUCGUCACCUCUCCCUUCACCGUGAUGGUGGUCGUGGUGGUGCCACUGAUGGUGAUGAUGUCUCGGCUGUCAACUCUACAAACUUUUUCCACCGCGAACUCGCCCCCCCCCCCUACCCCCGCCGUCCUGCAAAAUGAAAAUCGCAUCACCAACAUCACCAACAGCACCAACAGCACCAACAGCACCAACAGCACCAACGGCAGCACAACAACGGCAGCUGAAUACAUUUGCCACUCAAUUGUGGCCGCCGCGCGCUUGUGCCGAAGCAGGCGCACCAUUACCGCGGGGACGACAGCGACUACAGGGACAGCGGCCGACGUGAGCCCCUGAUGGGCAGUGACUCCACCGCGGAGCCUGUGCCAAGCUAGGGGCACCUUGCGGGUUGGUUGCAUGGUCGUUGCUUUUGGAAGGUCGGUGGGUAGGCAGAAGUAGCACGAGGUGGUGGUCACGGGUCAACGGGCGCCGUUCAUCGAUCGAUCACAACAACGAUAACAAUGACCCCACACACGCAACUAUAAACAACCAUGCCAGCAGACGCGCCGGUGAACAUGUAAACAAUAAACACACAAACACCGAAACAGUGCGGCGAGGUGGAGAUUUGAUUUUGGAUCAACCCAAUAGGGCAUCGCCUCUCCAUCGCGUCCUUCCUUCUGCCAGAUUUCACAGUUGUAUAUAUAUUUUUUCAACCUUUGAGGAGGUCACAAUUAUCACCGCUGGAUGGUCGCUCCUACAGGGCACCCGGGUGGUGGUGGUAGUGGUGGAGAGGAGAGGCCGAGUACCCUGCCGGCUCUGUUCGGAACGCGCCGUGGCCUGGAAAGGGCCCAUAGUGGGGGUAGUGAGUACGGGUGCUUCGACGUUUUUGUUGCCAAACAAAUAGAAACAGGACAUCACGCAGAGUCUGCACGACCCUCCGUCUACACAGUCAGACGGACGCUUUCCAACAGGCGUAAGACAAAUAUAAAUAUCGAUUCUGACCAUUUCAGCCAUAACCCUGCACGCCAUCUCCAGGUGCGUGUCUCGCCGUGGGAUUUUGCUCGUGCGUGGACGCCACGUGGUGGUCACGAACGAGAGUCGCGGCGUGGUGGUUGCGGUGGUCACGGGAAACACACUCAGGGGGAGAGGAGAGAACUGUGCCGCGUCUCGAGUCGCCCAGAGAAUCCGACUGUCGGGUUCGGUGAAGGCGCUCCCGUGGGACGCCUCGCAACCCCUCGCGGACGCACGCACCUAUAGAACAAAGACACAGAUCCCCCGGGCAGCCUUUAACAGACUGUCGGGGCAAGUGCUGUCAUCGAACACUCAUGAAGAUGCUGCACGGCGCACGAGGGGCUAUGGUGUGGUCCUAACCCACGUCCGGCCGCCUUUAUCUCCCCAGUCCUGGACCGCUUCAGCUAUUCGCCACCAGCUACACGCAAUCACGCGCGCACGUUUUCUCUCGUAUGCAAAGUCUAUUUCGCUCUCACGCGUAAACACACUCACUCGUGCACGCUCUCUCGCACACACACACACAACAUCAACAAUCACAGAGAUCCCGCGUAUAACCUGUAUCAGACUGUAGGGGGCAAGUGCUGUUAGCGAGCACCUAUGAAGGCCGGCACGGCACACGAGGGGGUGGGUGGCCUGCACCACGCCCAGCCGCCUUUGUCUUCCUAGUGGCGAUGUUUGCACACACAUACAUACACACUAUGUCAGACAUUAUCGCAGUAAACACAUACUGACACACACUCUCGCACCAUCUAGUCACUGAUAUUUGACUCGUGAGCGUGAAUCGAACUCGGGUCGCCGGGUUCAUACCGCGAGUGCGUUAACCACUGCGCCCACCGCUCCACACACUCUCUCGCUCUCAUUCGUAACACGCGUAGUGGAUGUCGCGUGAGAUUACGACUGCUUUGUUGAAGUCACUGUAGAACAGAACAGAAGAAGGUGAAACCGACUCUGUGUAAAAAAAUAAUAAAUCCCAAAACAAAAUCAGUGCCCAAAACGCCACUGUUGGGCUAUCAAUGACACUUAGUGCCAUUCGCGCGUCGGUGUAUAUGUGUGUAUGUGUGUGUGUUUUUUACUGCUAGAUCAUUUUUAAAUGUAUAUAAUUCUUACUAGUUGUUAUUAUUGUUGUUGUUUUGUUAUAUAUUACCCCGCCCGCUCACUCCAAACAACAAGAUCUGAGUUCACUUGAAGGCGCAUUAAAAUGCAGUUUCGUCCCAACGUCAUCUUGCACCACCACCAACCACCACCCAUCACCACCACCACCAACCACCACUACCAACCACCACUACCAACCACCACCAACCACCACCAACCACCACCAUCAACCACCAACAACCACCACCAACCACCAACCACCACCAACCACCACCACCAACCACCACCACCAACCACCACCAACCACCAACCACCACCAGCCACUACCAACGCCGUCACCGCCGCAGCCGAAGCGUCACUGUCGCCAGAUAUAUAUUUUUUGGGGGGGGAUACAAAAGUCCAGAUGUUGACUUUGUUGUUGUUGUUUGUCGUUCUUGUGUCCCAUGUCCAUCAACGGAAAAAUGUAAAUACAUCGGCCAUUUUCAUCAAAAUAUUAUCCAGUCCGUCUCUUGAGAUUCCCCGCUCUUCAUUCAUUCAGCCGAAUUCUCUCCUCGCAAAGCUUAUGGGGAAUUGUUGGUUGGAGAGCGAGCGGGAGGCGUGGGACGGGUAAAUCUUGGGGAGAAAUCAGCCAAACCCCCCCACGCCCCUCCAAACCUAUAGCGCGUCCCACGUAAACCCUCUCCUCGAACCAACCUGGCAGCACAACAA
Messenger RNA from Petromyzon marinus (sea lamprey), 4963 nucleotides. Its product is annotated as Krueppel-like factor 5. Gene Ontology annotation, molecular function: DNA-binding transcription factor activity, RNA polymerase II-specific; RNA polymerase II cis-regulatory region sequence-specific DNA binding. Gene Ontology annotation, biological process: regulation of transcription by RNA polymerase II. The record is from RefSeq and is a predicted model, not a curated record. Lineage: Eukaryota; Metazoa; Chordata; Hyperoartia; Petromyzontiformes; Petromyzontidae.